This is a messenger RNA of Paracoccidioides lutzii Pb01, 3060 nucleotides long. RefSeq lists its product as hypothetical. Gene Ontology annotation, biological process: protein deubiquitination; double-strand break repair via homologous recombination. The transcript is spliced from 7 exons. Gene Ontology annotation, molecular function: ubiquitin binding. The record is from RefSeq and is a predicted model, not a curated record. The coding region runs from base 1 to 3060 and encodes 1019 amino acids.
AUGCCAGAUGCUCCUGGUGGUCAUCGGCUCGGCGUAAAUGGGCUGGCCGUUGAUACUGGGAGCUCAAUCUUGUAUUCUGCUGGCCGUGAUGGAGUCAUUUGUGCCUGGGAUUUAAAUCUUAGCCUCAGCUCUGGAGUUGCUUCCAACCUAUUUUCGUCUUCUUCAGGCGCCGCAUCCGCCAAUUUGGUCUCCGAUUCAAGUCCUAAAUCCAUAGAACCGACAUCGUUCCGCCGCCAGGUUCAAGCGCAUACCCAUUGGAUUAACGAUAUUGUCCUUGCGCAAAGCAACACAACACUUGUUUCUGCAUCGUCGGAUACAACAGUUAGGGUAUGGCGGCCUGAGUCUGAGGAUAUGCAGUUACCGCCGACAAUCGGCAAACAUGGUGACUACGUAAAAUGCCUAGCGACACCAGAAUCGCAUUCUCAAUGGGUCGCUUCGGGUGGUUUAGACCACAAAAUAUAUGUCUGGGAUUUAAACGGCGCCGGGGAAAAGUUGAAAAUUGAUUUGUCCGAAGACGAACUUACAACUAAAGGUUCCUUAUAUGCUCUGAGCACAAAGGGGUCGAUAUUGGCGAGUGGAGGGCCAGAAUGCGUGGUUCGCGUGUGGGAUCACAGAUCCGGGAAAUUGAUCACAAAGUUUGUUGGGCACACGGAUAAUGUGCGAGACAUACUAAUUAACCAAGACGGUGAUACAAUUAUGACUGCGUCCUCUGAUCAAACGGUCAAAGUGUGGUCCAUGUCAGCUGGCAGAUGUAUGCACACCUUAACCAUGCAUAAUGACAGUGUUUGGUCGUUGUUCUCAGAUCACCCCCAACUAUCCGUAUUCUACUCGAGUGAUAGGUCAGGUUUGGUUGCCAAAACCGAUACGAGAAGGGCUUCAGAUAUUGACCAAGGCGUUUGUGUGGCUGCUUUGCAGGAAAACGACGGUGUCGUGAAGGUUAUCGCUGCAGGUGAUUACAUAUGGACUGCAACACCAAAAUCAAGCAUUAACCGCUGGAACGAUGUCGAUACAACAGCGGAAGCUGAACUGCCAGUUUUGUCAUCACAUCGACAUACCUGCAGCGCGGCUUCCUGUCAGAGCGUUGGAUCACCUCAAUCUCUAAGUGAAGUUCCAGCGUCUAUGGCAACGCCACGGAGAAUUCCUCGGGAGUCAUUUUUACAACUGUCAAAUGCGGCUGCUUCAGUGAGUGGACUUGUGGCUCAUGAAAUACUGCUUAAUGACGAUCUGGAGUUGGUUGUUCCCUUUCAAGCACCAGAAGAAACAAUAGUGGGACAGAAUGGCUUAAUCAAACAUGUCAUGCUAAACGACAGGAAGCAUGCUCUGACGCAAGACACAGCAGGAGAGGUAGUACUCUGGGAUCUCCUAAAGUGUAUUCCAAUUCAAUCAUUUGGCAAGCGUCAUCUGGACGACGUUGCAUCUGAAGUCAAUACGACGGACACCAUAGCUAACUGGUGCACCUUGGAUACGCGCACAGGGCGACUGUCUGUGAUUCUGGAGUCAAAUCGUUGUUUUGAUGGUGAAAUAUAUGCGGAUGAAACGGAUAUUGCUAAUCUGAGCCAGUUUAGAGAAGAUCAAAGGAUUAAUCUUGGGAAAUGGAUCCUGCGGCAUUUAUUUGCCGGCCUAAUUGAAGAAGAAAUCAAACGAGACAGAGAGUAUCGGCAGACGCUCGAAGAAAGGUCAAGGGAGACGACUGGAACUUCACGCCUGAAUGUCCCAGAUUCAAUAGAAGCUCAGAGAAUACUCAACCAGAGUGUAGCCGAGGCUGGGCCUUAUGGUGCAGUCCGACCAUCAUCAAAUGGAAUGCUCGCUCCCAGAACUCCUGGCCUUUCCAUUGGAUUUGCUACCCAAGAAGGGCAAUCGGCCUUUUCUGAUAACCUUGGAAGUGGCCCCCUAACUUCAACAUCCACGGCUCACGUUAAGGACCAGAGUGAUUAUUUUGCCUCUUCUACCAAUACACAUACUGUAGACUCUCCAGACCCUAAUGCAAAGACUCCAUGUUCCGCAGAGGAUGAAUCACAAUCACAGUUUGGAACCUCACUAGCAGACACAGAAAAGGAAGAUAAGCCUGGUAAACGCAGUGGAUCUCGCUUUGGCAAAAAGUUCCAAAUGUCCUUCCCUAAAAAGCUAGGGAGAACCUCCACAGAAACGAAACCAAUUAUCGAGGAGAAAGCCGAGGAGUCCGACAAGUCAUCUGAGAAGGAAAAAGUGUUCGAUGAGAACUUGAAAGGGGUUAUUGAGAAGAUUAGGUUCGAAUACGAGGAAUACUUGAACGAACACCCCGGACGGCCCUUGGAAACUAGCAUUAAGCCAAGCGCAGAAAAUGAGACACCAACGCUUACAUUACCCGCAAAUACAGCAAUUCUAAUUCAGGAAGAACAUCCCGAAUCGGCCGUUCCUGCGGACCUGUACCGAGGGACGGUAGGGACUGCCGGCGAAGAUGCUGAUGAGCUGGAGAAAGCUGCUCCGAAAUGGCUUGGAGAGUUUCUUUUACGCAACACAAUACCUUUCAAAGAAGUAUCCAAAGUCGCAUUCUCGUUGAAACCUUACAAAGACCUACUACCUCCCGUUGUCAAUGCAGAUGCCCUUGCAAACAACUCCGCUUCCCGUCUAAACGCCAACCGCAUGCUCCGCGCCAAAAAACUCCUCGCAUACGUUGUCGAGCGCAUCGACCCACAAGACCCCAACGACCCUGAUGCUAAUCCGCUAAAACCGGAAGAAUAUCUGGAACUGUAUUGUCAAAACACCCUCAUCCCGCCCGACAUGACCCUCUCCACCAUCCGCACCCAUAUCUGGCGAACAGGAAAUGAUAUGGUCCUGUUUUACAAAGCCAAUGGCAAACGGGAGAUUCCCAUGCCACGCUCAGAAGCCACAACUCCAGCUCAAGCCCCAAUUUCAACCUCUCUAGCAAAAGUUGGGAGCGACGAUGCAGAUUUGCCGAUGAAGAUGUCGAUGCUUGGCGUAUCAGGGGUGUCUGAUGCUAACGUGGCUGGUGGUGGUAAUGGUUCCGUGAUAUCUGCGACAUCUAGAUCAGCAUCUACUACAGGGGCGAUAGAAACUUAG